AUGCCACAACAGGAAGGAACGAGCAAAGGAGCCCGUGCUGAAGCGGGAGCUGAAGCAGAGCGUCUCGCAAAGGCACAAGUAUCUCGGGAAGUUGAAGAAGCUAGGCCGCAAAAUGCCAUUUACUUCAUUGUGGACUUUCUGUGCAAACAUUACCCCGAGCAUCUUAAAGGAUUUGCAUCGGUUUGGAAUGCUGAUCCCGAGUUGGAGAGAGAGCGGCUGAUGGUCGUUGAAUUCUUUAAGGCCCAGAAAUUGCCCACAAAUGUGGCACUGCACUUCACCAAUGCAGGAUUUGACACACUUGAAACGCUCUGUACUUUGACUGCUGAAUCUCUAGACGACAUAGAGAAAUUCAGCCAGGCAAUGUGGUUGCCUGGUCACAAAGUGCGCUUACAGCAAACAUUCGCUGAUAUUGCUGGACGCGUUCGCGCUUUUACGGAGGAACGUGACUACAUUAUACGGGCUGCGUCGGGCUUCUGCCCGCAUCCGCAGGUGGUCAGUAAGCACAGCCUAUUGCCGCUCCAGCCGGCUGGGUUUACCUCCUCCUUCCCUCCUUCGACUGGAAGCUGUUGUAACAGCAACCCCGCCCCUACAAGCCCUCUGUCAUACCACCCGGCUCCAUAUACCACGACAACCGUCUACGGUGCGCCGUCGUCGUCAGUGGUUACAUACUCUGCCGAGGUGACUAGAAACUGA
Messenger RNA from Cyclospora cayetanensis, 693 nucleotides. RefSeq lists its product as uncharacterized. The record is from RefSeq and is a predicted model, not a curated record. NCBI's taxonomy places the organism in Eukaryota, Apicomplexa, Conoidasida, Eucoccidiorida, Eimeriidae. The transcript has 5 exons. Bases 1 to 693 code for a protein of 230 amino acids.